AUGAAAGAAGUCUUUGAUUACAGAAUCCUAUCUCCAGGAGACCUAGCCAACUCUGUGAUGACUGAAUGGGGAUGGUUGGAUUUUUUGCGCAUAAGAGAGGAAGCUCUGCCAGCUCUGGAUCUUGCACUUAUUUUUGUAGGAAAACAGUUGCAGUCUCUGGAUAUAUUUGGAUCCAAAAAUUCAGACCCAACACUAGUGGACCUGCUCAAGACUUAUUUUUCAAACGCCAGCUUCUCUGUGGCCUUCCCCUAUGUAUCUCCAACAGAGAAGAAAGUGGCAAUGGAAAGCUCUUUGAUUUCAGAAUUUGCAGAUGCUUGCCAUCAUAAUUUACGGGUCAGUAAUAUUACUUUUCUGGAGCCAUGUUCUGUAAAGGGUGAAAAUUUUGACAAAAUUGCAGAAGUGUUUCAGAGGCGGCGUCUGUUUUGUCUUGCUUUCGGUAUUGUACUAUUGCUACUUGCGCCAAUUGUUAGUAGCUGGGUUCCUUUUUAUUACAGCAAUUCAAUGGCUAUUGGAGUUUGCCUUGUCAUCAUAAUCUCUCUUUUCCAGGGGAUGAAAUUGUUGCCAACUGGCAGGAAAAACGCUUUUUACCUCAUGAUAUAUGGUUCAGUGCUUGUUGCAGGAUCUUUUCUAGUAAAUCAAUUUUUAGAGUUUUUCAACUCUAUUCUUGUCAAUUUUGGAAUUAGCCAAGAGAUGCACAUCCCUAUGGCUGUAUUUUUGCUGGCUGGAAUUGUCCUUGCUGGAGUUUGUUUAGGAUUUCCAAUUUUCCUUUUACUCAUCAAUGUUGAUGAAGUAUGUCUUUAG
This is a messenger RNA of Fraxinus pennsylvanica, 801 nucleotides long. The record is from the annotation of a GenBank genome assembly. Lineage: Eukaryota; Viridiplantae; Streptophyta; Magnoliopsida; Lamiales; Oleaceae.